Molecule: messenger RNA, 3769 nt
Organism: Lethenteron reissneri (Far Eastern brook lamprey)
Lineage: Eukaryota; Metazoa; Chordata; Hyperoartia; Petromyzontiformes; Petromyzontidae
Product: microtubule-actin cross-linking factor 1, isoforms 6/7-like
Cellular component (GO): keratin filament
Source: RefSeq, a predicted model, not a curated record
ACAGAGACACACAGAGACAGAGAGAGACACAGAGACGCACAGAAACACACAGAGACAGAGAGAGAGACACAGAGACACACAGAGACAGAGAGACACACAGAGACACAGAGACACAGAGAGACACAGAGAGAGAGACACAGAGACACAAAAACACACAGAGACAGAGAGAGAGACACAGAGACACAGAGAGAGACAGAGAGACACAGAUAGACAGAGAGAGAGAGACGUCACAAUUGCGAGUGUUUAACAGCGCUACCUGAAGAUCCGAGUCGUCGUUUGGAUUCACGAACGGGAUACCGACAUCAGCGCAAGAUGCUGCUGCUCUCCGCAAUCACAUUCACAGUCAUAGCCGGCGGGUGGCGUCUCCACGUGUCCCCACACGCCACGACCUGGCGGAGGGCUCGCGACUACUGCCGGGAGGCCGGCGCUGACCUGGCGGUCGUCACCGGCGCCGGGGUCAACGCGAGACUCGCGUCCGCACUGGCGGCGGAGAGCGACGGCAAGUUCUGGAUCGGACUGCGGAAGGUGGGCGGCCUGCAGUGGAGAUGGAUCGACAAUUCCUCCGCCGACGGAUUCCUGAACUGGGCCCCGUCCGAACCGAACAACCUCGCCAGAGAAGACUGCGUCGAGAUGUACGUGGUGAGGGGAGGGGCCGGCCACGUGACGGAGGACGACCACGUGACGAGGGAAGGGGCCGGUCACGUGACGGGGGACGACCACGUGACGAGGGAAGGGGCCGACCACGUGGCAGUGCGCCACGCGAGGCACGGCCGCUGGAACGACGAACACUGCGGCAAGAAGAAGCGAGCGCUCUGCGUGAUAGGACCAGCCGACACAACAGCUGAACCUACAACAGCUGACCCUACAACAGCUGAACCUACAACAGCCAAACCUACAACAGCUGAACCUACAACAGCUGAACCUACAACAGCCGAACCUACAACAGCUGAACCUACAACAGCUGAACCUACAACAGCUGAACCUACAACAGCCAAACCUACAACAGCUGAACCUACAACAGCUGAACCUACAACAGCCGAACCUACAACAGCUGAACCUACAACACCUGAACCUACAACAGUCAAUCCUACAACAGUCAAUCCUACAACAGUCAAUCCCACAACAGCUGAACCUACAACAGCUGAACCUACAACAGCUGAUCCUACAACAGCUGAACCUACAACAGCUGAACCUACAACAGCCAAACCUACAACAGCUGAUCCUACAACAGCUGAUCCUACAACAGCUGAACCUACAACAGCUGAUCCUACAACAGUCAAUCCUACAACAGCUGAUCCUACAACAGCUGAACCUACAACAGCCAAUCCUACAACAGUCAAUCCUACAACAGCUGAUCCUACAACAGCUGAACCUACAACAGCCAAUCCUACAACAGUCAAUCCUACAACAGCUGAUCCUACAACAGCUGAACCUACAACAUCCGAAGAACCUACAGCAGCCGAUCCUACCACAGCUGAUCUGGAUGUGUCUAUGGCAGGGCGCAGGAGGGCGGGGGAGAGGGCAGCAGCUGCCGGGGCAGCCGCUGUGCUCGCCACGCUGGGGGGGGGGGCAGCGGGGCUGGCGGUGGCGCUGUGGAGGAGGAGGAAAGGUGCCUGUGACUUGGAGAGGCGUCGGACCAGUGACCUGCCACACCACGAGACGUUCACGGAGCGAGGGGAGUGGAAGUCGUCACCACAGGAGGCUGCGGACUUUGUGUAGACGGAGACUCGCGGAGCCCAGAGAGAUCUCACCGCGAGACGUCGCAGUAGAAGUCGUGAGUCUGACCACGGCUGGAACUUGUAGCGAGUUCACACUGGGACCGAGCCCCACGUGACCCUCCUGGAAUCUCACAGCCUUAGGGGUCGCAGGUUCGACUCCCAUACAGAGACCUCGUCCCAUACAGAGGCCUCGUCCCAUACAGAGACCUCGUCCCAUACAGAACCCUCGUCCCAUACAGAACCCUCGUCCCAUACAGAACCCUCGUCCCAUACAGAACCCUCGUCCCAUACAGAACCCUCGUCCCAUACAGAACCCUCAUCCCAUACAGAACCCUCAUCCCAUACAGAACCCUCGUCCCACACAGAAGCCUCGUCCCAUACAGAACCCUCGUCCCAUACAGAACCCUCGUCCCAUACAGAACCCUCGUCCCAUACAGAACCCUCGUCCCAUACAGAACCCUCGUCCCAUACAGAACCCUCGUCCCAUACAGAGCCCUCAUCCCAUAUAGAACCCUCGUCCCAUAUAGAACCCUCGUCCCAUACAGAACCCUCGUCCCAUACAGAUGCCUCGUCCCAUACAGAACCCUCGUCCCAUACAGAACCCUCGUCCCAUACAGAACCCUCGUCCCAUACAGAACCCUCGUCCCAUACAGAGCCCUCAUCCCAUAUAGAACCCUCAUCCCAUAUAGAACCCUCGUCCCAUACAGAACCCUCGUCCCAUACAGAUGCCUCGUCCCAUACAGAUGCCUCGUCCCAUACAGAACCCUCGUCCCAUACAGAACCCUCGUCCCAUACAGAACCCUCGUCCCAUACAGAACCCUCGUCCCAUACAGAACCCUCGUCCCAUACAGAACCCUCGUCCCAUACAGAACCCUCGUCCCAUACAGAACCCUCGUCCCAUACAGAACCCUCGUCCCAUACAGAACCCUCGUCCCAUACAGAGGCCUCGUCCCAUACAGAGCCCUCGUCCCAUACAGAACCCUCGUCCCAUACAGAACCCUCGUCCCAUACAGAAGCCUCAUUUGAAAACUUGAACCGUUAUUAAAUCGUAAUAAUAAUGAAAUAGUAAUGUUGUAACAGAUAACUACUUGAAUAAUAUUUAAGGUAUUACAAUUCAUUGUAUAUUUAUUUAUCCUGUGAUGCGUAAAGGCGGUGGUGAUGGUGGAGGUGGUGGUGGUAGUGGUGGUGUAGGUGGUGGUGGUGGUAGUUGUGGUGUAGGUAGUAGUGGUGGUGGUAGUUGUGGUGUAGGUGGUGGUAGUAGUGGGGGUGGUGGUAGUUGUGGUGUAGGUGGUAGUGGUGGUUGUGGUGUAGGUGGUGGUGGUAGUUGUGGUGUAGGUGGUGGUGAUGGUGUAGGUGGUGGUGGUAGUUGUGGUGUAGGUGGUGGUGGUAGUGGUGGUGUAGGUGGUGGUGGUGGUAGUUGUGGUGUAGGUAGUAGUGGUGGUGGUAGUUGUGGUGUAGGUGGUGGUAGUAGUGGUGUAGGGGGUGGUGGUAGUUGUGGUGUAGGUGGUAGUGGUGGUUGUGGUGUAGGUGGUGGUGGUAGUUGUGGUGUAGGUGGUGGUGAUGGUGUAGGUGGUGGUGGUAGUUGUGGUGUAGGUGGUAGUGGUGGUGGUAGUGGUGGUGUAGGUGGUGGUAGUAGUGGUGUAGGCGGUGGUGGUGUAGGUAGUGGUGGUGGUGGUGUAGGUGGUGGUGGUGGUAGUUGUGGUGUAGGUGGUAGUGGUGGUGGUAGUUGUGGUGGUGGUGGUGGUAGUUGUGGUGUAAGUGGGAGUGAGAUCACCAACUCUGCUCUAUUGCUAAAUCGUCACUCUGUUGUCAGGACCGGCAUUACGUUGUGAUCAUCGUGACUUAAGUUAUUGGAGUCGUAUUUAAUCGUAAAUUAUGAUGUUGUAAAUCUCGAAUGUGUCUUGGCCUGGUAGGAUGGGGAUGGUUGAGUGUUGUAUCGAUUUUGUGUCUGGGUGAUUUGUUUACCUUGAUUGUACUUUCUGUGAGUCAAGAGCUUUAAAGCCCAUCGGAUUCCUCCUGCAGAAUAAAUAAAUAUUCUGAUUCUGACUGAU